AUGGUCAACGCCGCUGCUGACGCCAAGAAGAACGAAGGAAAUGAAGCUUUUAAGAAUCACGACUAUUCGACUGCUGUAGCGAAAUACACUGAGGCGAUUAAGCUCGAUCCGUUGAAUCACGUUUAUUACUCAAACCGCAGUGCUGCUAAUGCUGGUUGGGGUAAAUAUCAACAGGCUGCAGAUGAUGCCGCUGAGUGUAUCCGUAUAAAUCCUCAAUUUGUUAAAGGUUACCACCGUCAUGGUGUAGCACUUAAGGGAUUGAACAAGUAUGAUGAAGCUCUGGCUACUUUACGUGCGGGUCAGCGCAUCGACUUUAAUAAUGCUGAUUUGAGCCGUCUCGUGAAGGAAAUUGAGCCAUUGCAAGCGCAUGCUGAACAGGCCAGACGCUCAGGUAUGAGCUCGGCUGAGCUGUUGAAGGAGCGCGGUAACGAUGCAUUCAAGAGUGCUGCGUUUGAGAAAGCCAUUAAACUGUACGGCGAGGCUAUUGAAGCGUGCAGCGAUAAGCCCGGGUCAGAUUUGUCGUUGUCGUGCUACAACAACCGUGCGGCUUGCAACCAGCAGCUCAGCAACUUCUCGGCUGUCAUUCGUGACUGCUCCUACGUGCUGGAGUAUGAUGAAAAGAACCAAAAGGCUCUUCUACGACGUGCUCUGGCCUACGAAGGUCUGGAGCGUUACCGUCUUGCGUUGCAAGAUAUCCGUGCGCUGCUUGCUAUCAAUCCAUCCAUUGAUAUUGCUAACAAGGCCCAGCACCGACUCAGCAACUAUGUGCGCCAGCUGAAGCAGAACAACUGA
Peronospora belbahrii is the source of this 792-nucleotide messenger RNA. NCBI's taxonomy places the organism in Eukaryota, Oomycota, Peronosporomycetes, Peronosporales, Peronosporaceae. The record is from the annotation of a GenBank genome assembly.